UGUAAUCAUCAAUGUUUCUCCACCUCUAAUUAGAACCCAGCUAAAAUCCGCAGAAAAACCAGGAUCAGGAUGCAGAAGUACGACAAGAUGGAGAAGAUCGGGGAGGGCACCUACGGCACGGUGUUCAAGGGCCGCAACCGCGACACCAUGGAGAUCGUGGCCCUAAAGCGCGUUCGCCUUGACGAGGACGACGAGGGAGUGCCCAGCUCCGACGAGCUGAAGCACAAGAACAUCGUGCGCCUCAUAGACGUCCUGCACUCGGACAAGAAACUCACCCUGGUCUUCGAGCACUGCGACCAGGACCUCAAGAAGUACUUCGACAGCCUCAACGGGGAGAUCGACAUGGCCGUGUGCCGAAGCUUCACGCUCCAGCUGCUCCGCGGACUGGCCUUUUGCCACAGCCAUAAUGUCCUGCCCCGCGAUCUGAAGCCCCAGAACCUAUUGAUCAACAAGAAUGGCGAACUGAAGCUGGCUGACUUUGGUCUGGCUCGAGCCUUCGGCAUCCCCGUGAAGUGCUACUCCGCGGAGGUGGUGACUCUGUGGUACCGACCACCCGACGUUCUGUUUGGAGCCAAGCUAUACACCACCAGCAUCGACAUGUGGUCGGCCGGAAGAUUAAAGACAAUCCUUAACAAUGUGACACUUAAUAUAGCCAUUUAGCUGCCAAAUUAAUCGUUAACGUUUUAGUACGGGUUCAUUUUUCUUUGUUAUUUUUCUUAUUAUUUUUGUUAUUUAAUUAAGGUUUGAAAAUAUGGUUUAUAAUUGUCAAAGAUUUCUGGUUUCAAAAGUGAUUGACAACGGAUAACAAUUCAGAGAUAAGCGAGUUUUAAAGAAAAUUUUUAAAACUUAAGCAUUAACUAACUUGAGACCCAGAUAUUCAAAUGUAUCUUAGUUUUGUAGACUAAUAAAAAGGCACUUACCAAAGCGCUACUUCCAAGCA
Messenger RNA from Drosophila rhopaloa, 940 nucleotides. RefSeq names its product cyclin-dependent kinase 5 homolog. NCBI's taxonomy places the organism in Eukaryota, Metazoa, Arthropoda, Insecta, Diptera, Drosophilidae. Bases 70 to 660 code for a protein of 196 amino acids. Gene Ontology annotation, cellular component: cytoplasm; nucleus. The transcript is spliced from 3 exons. Gene Ontology annotation, biological process: synaptic vesicle transport; neuron apoptotic process; axonogenesis. The record is from RefSeq and is a predicted model, not a curated record. Gene Ontology annotation, molecular function: ATP binding; cyclin-dependent protein serine/threonine kinase activity.